Fonsecaea nubica is the source of this 462-nucleotide messenger RNA. RefSeq lists its product as hypothetical. The record is from RefSeq and is a predicted model, not a curated record. The transcript has a single exon. Lineage: Eukaryota; Fungi; Ascomycota; Eurotiomycetes; Chaetothyriales; Herpotrichiellaceae. Bases 1 to 462 code for a protein of 153 amino acids.
AUGUCGAGAACACAUUUCUCUACCGUCACCUGCCUUCUCUUCUUCGCCCUCGUCAGCAUUGUAACGGCGAUCCCUUCGCAGCUCAGCCUGCUCAGCCCUCGACAGCAACAAAGUGACCAGCCCAUUUGCAGCGAAUACUCCACCAUUGCAAACCUCUCCAUUGUCGGUGCCAAUGCUACAUACCGGUCCGCAUACCUUCAAGCGUCACCUCAAGGCCACGAUCCAGCCAGCGCGCCCCUCGAUUCCGCCAUUCCCAAGCUGCCCAGCUUUCAAUUCAACGCCACUAUCAACACCGAAUGUGGAAAUUUGACGGAGGUGGCCAUCAAGGGUGCUGCGACAAACUUUACGCAAGGACAAGUGUUGCAGUUCAACAUCAAUUCGGCCGUGCAGAUGAGGGCAGGGUCAUUGGGGAUGGCUGUGAUAAUGGCUAUAGUUGUCGCCACGGUCAUCGAUGUACUAUAG